Molecule: messenger RNA, 3480 nt
Organism: Lontra canadensis (Northern American river otter)
Lineage: Eukaryota; Metazoa; Chordata; Mammalia; Carnivora; Mustelidae
Gene: SPIRE1
Product: spire type actin nucleation factor 1
Exons: 19
Coding region: 212-2680 (822 amino acids)
Biological process (GO): intracellular transport; establishment of meiotic spindle localization; actin filament polymerization
Cellular component (GO): cell cortex; cytoplasmic vesicle membrane
Molecular function (GO): actin binding
Source: RefSeq, a predicted model, not a curated record
GACGGCCGCGGCGUCCUCGCCGCUCUUCGCUCGCCCACGGCAGCCGGGCCCUCGCCCAGUCCCACGCCUGGUCCCCCACGGCGGCGCGCGCGGCCAGGUUGGGCGGGGCGGUUCCGGGGAUGAGGAGGCGGCGGCGAGCCGAGACGAUGCUCCGGAGCUGAAGAGACGCCGGCACACGGCGCGGCGGCCGAGCGUAGCGCCGACCCGCGGGAUGGCUCAGCCGGCGGCCCCGGCGGGCGGCGGGGAGCCCCGGGCGCAGCCGGCGGGCGGCGAGGGGCCUCCGGACUCCGGGGCGGCUGGCGGCCCGCCGGACGCGCUGAGCCUGGAGGAAAUCCUGCGGCUCUACAACCAGCCCAUCAACGAGGAGCAGGCGUGGGCCGUGUGCUACCAGUGCUGCGGCUCCCUGCGCGCCGCGGACGCCGGCCGCCGCCAGCCUCGUCGCCGCGUGCGCUCAGCCGCGCAGAUCCGCGUCUGGAGGGACGGCACCGUCACCCUGGCAUCCGACGACGCGGGAGAGCCGCCCCCCGCCACGGGUAAAUUGGGAUACUCACACUGUACUGAAACAGAGACAGUUGGCCACCUUACUAUUGACAGAACAUUCCAGGUUAUUGAAUCUCUGGGAAUUGUUAUUUAUAAAGCACUGGACUAUGGUUUGAAGGAGAAUGAAGAAAGGGAGUUAAGCCCCCCUCUGGAGCAGCUCAUUGAUCACAUGGCCAAUACAGUGGAAGCUGAUGGCAGCAACGAUGAAGGCUAUGAGGCUGCAGAUGAAGGCCUGGAAGAUGAAGAAGAUGAAAAGAGAAAAGUUUCAGCCAUCCGGUCAUAUAGAGAUGUCAUGAAGUUAUGUGCUGCUCAUCUUCCAACUGAAUCAGAGGCACCAAAUCAUUAUCAGGCAGUAUGUCGUGCACUGUUUGCAGAAACAAUGGAACUGCAUACGUUUCUGACUAAAAUUAAGAGUGCAAAGGAGAAUCUUAAGAAGAUUCAAGAAAUGGAAAAAAGUGAUGAAUCCAGCACAGACCUGGAAGAGCUGAAAAACGCUGACUGGGCUCGAUUCUGGGUUCAGGUGAUGAGGGAUUUGCGGAAUGGAGUAAAACUUAAGAAGGUCCAAGAGCGACAGUACAACCCUUUGCCCAUUGAAUAUCAGCUCACCCCUUAUGAGAUGCUAAUGGACGAUAUUCGAUCCAAAAGAUACACUUUGCGAAAAGUCAUGGUCAACGGUGAUAUUCCCCCUCGGUUAAAAAAAAGUGCUCAUGAAAUCAUCCUGGACUUCAUCAGAUCAAGACCCCCUUUAAAUCCGGUCUCAGCCAGAAAACUGAAACCCACUCCACCACGGCCACGGAGCCUCCAUGAAAGAAUCUUAGAAGAAAUCAAAGCAGAAAGAAAGCUGCGGCCCGUCUCACCAGAGGAGAUUAGACGCAGCAGAUUAGCAAUGCGGCCACUUAGCAUGUCUUACAGUUUUGACUUGUCAGAUGUAACUACCCCUGAAUCUCCAAAGAAUGCUGCGGAAUCAUCGAUGGUGAAUGGAGGUUUAACAUCACAAACGAAAGAAAAUGGGUUGAGUGCGGCACAGCACAUGCCUUUGCAGCGGAAGAAACUCCUUAAAGCCCCAACCCUGGCUGAGCUGGACAGCUCUGACUCCGAGGAGGAAACUCUACACAAGUCAACCAGCAGCAGCAGUGUGUCUCCCUCCUUCCUUGAAGAUCCCUUAGUAGAGGCUGUGUCCACAAGGAAGAAGCCUCCAAAAUUCUUGCCCAUAUCAUCAACACCCCAGCCAGAGAGACGGCAGCCACCCCAGAGACGACAUUCUAUUGAAAAGGAAACACCCACUAAUGUAAGACAGUUUCUGCCACCGUCCAAGCAGAGCUCCCGAUCUCUUGUUCCUAGGAUAACCAGUGUUUGGCCAAGGACGCCUUUCCGACCACUUUUUUCUACCAUACAAACAGCUUCUCUGCUCAGCUCUCAUCCUUUUGAAGCAGCCAUGUUUGGGGUAGCAGGGGCUAUGUAUUAUCUAUGUGAGAGAGCUUUUACCAGCAGGUGGAAAUCCUCAAAGGAGGAAUUCUGCUAUCCAGUGGAAUGCCUAGCUCUCACUGUGGAGGAAGUAAUGCAUAUUCGUCAGGUCCUGGUGAAGGCAGAGCUGGAAAAGUACCAACAGUAUAAAGAUGUCUACACCGCCCUGAAAAAAGGAAAGCUCUGCUUUUGUUGCCGAACCAGGAGAUUUUCCUUCUUCACCUGGUCUUAUACCUGUCAGUUCUGUAAGAGGCCGGUGUGUUCCCAGUGUUGCAAAAAGAUGCGGCUGCCCUCCAAACCAUACUCCACUCUUCCCAUCUUUUCAUUGGGACCUUCUGCCUUGCAAAGAGGGGAAAGUUGCAUGAGGCCAGAAAAGCCCACCCCUGGCCACCAUCGGCCACUCCGGAGCAUUGCCAGGUUCUCCUCAAAAUCUAAGUCUGUGGACAAAUCCGAUGAAGAGCUACAGUUUCCCAAAGAGCUGAUGGAGGACUGGAGUACUAUGGAGGUGUGUGUAGACUGCAAAAAGUUUAUUUCGGAAAUCAUCAGUUCCAGCCGGCGCAGCCUGGUGUUGGCCAACAAAAGAGCCCGAUUAAAAAGGAAAACACAGUCUUUCUACAUGUCCUCACCAGGCACCUCGGAGUACUGCCCUUCAGAGAGGACUAUCAAUGAAAUCUGAGCCUGUGCCUUUCAGUUGCUUUGUGUUCCGAGUUGGCACCAGCGCGGGAGAACACUGAGCUGGACCGUCUCUCCUUGCCGUGGUCUUAGUUCAUAGGCUUGAAUUUGCAUUAGAUCAGGUUUUUGCUGCCUCACGUUGUUCCACAGACUGAAUGCUGUGUUCCUAUCGAUCGACGAUACGUGACAGGUCAGCCAAUCGCUCGUUUGCACUGAGAGAGAACAAUAGCUUGAAACUUGCUUCCAUGUGUGUGCGUGCGGAUCUGGAGGCCAGAGACUUUUUCCUUAGUUCAGUUCCUUACUGUUCCUCAGAUCGUUUCCCGACUAAGGCAAAAAGCUUCUCCCAGGAGAAAUCAGCCUCACAAAGGUGUCGAUGUUCGCACAGUUCUACGCAGUAAGUCAUAUUGGCACUUCCGCCCGACAGCGUUCCUGCCUAACGCACACAGUGGCCGGGCCCUGCCACAUACCGGGUACCUGGAGUCGCCGGGCCAGGCUGUGUAUCAUCUCAUGGCACAAAACCUGGAAGGAUUUGCUCCUGCUAUCAAACUGAUUUUAAAUUAUUGUUGCUCUGAGCUAAAGACUACAGGAGGGACUUCAUGCCUGCAUUCUAGUGCAAAACAUCUGGAUAAGCUGUACACCCCAGUGGGGAACCAUUUCCUCUGAGCUGCUGUGUUCACCCCAGUGCAAUGGAUGGGUGUCCCCUGAGUGGGUGACAGGUUUUCGUCCCCUAUCUUGAAUGGAUUAUGGUUCCUUGUAGUUUUGUAACAGAGGUCUAAGAAUUAAAGUUCUGUGGGAGUUUCAGGA